AUGACUCAGCUGAUCGAACUUGUUACAGACGUGAAGGCCAGCACCUGUGUCGACCCAAACGUGACGGUAAGCCAGCUGGUAUUGUGGUUUAAUCAAAGCACCACCUGCCAUGGACCCCCUCACGUGGCCAGGAACCGUGGCAACGGCUUCAGCGUCUUGUGGGCCAUCGCCACCACCAUCCUCACCGCCAGCCUAGGGUUUGCCAGUGUCGAAUACUUCAUUUCCUUCUUUCAUCGGGAUGUGAGGUCUCAGACCACCGCCAUGGCAGCACAAAUAGGCGGGCUACAGCUACCGACGGUGGUGAUCUGUAACAGGGCUUACUUCUCCAGGGCCAAGCUCGAGGCCUACGAAAUCAACCGGAACACAACCAGUUACUUGAUGUUGGUUGCUGGGACGCCCAGCCUGGCUCGUCUAGGACUUCUGGACACCCCUGAAGGACGCCAGAUGUUAGCUGACGCCCACCAGGACCUCCAGAGAAUCCUAAGGCACAAUAACAUGACCAUGAGCGAGCUGAUUACCGCCGUAUCCUACACGUGGGACACAACCAGUUACUUGAUGUUGGUUGCUGGGACGCCCAGCCUGGCUCGUCUAGGACUUCUGGACACCCCUGAAGGACGCCAGAUGUUAGCUGACGCCCACCAGGACCUCCAGAGAAUCCUAAGGCACAAUAACAUGACCAUGAGCGAGCUGAUUACCGCCGUAUCCUACACGUGUGAGGAUCUGGUCCAUAAGUGUGGUCAGGGGGCGAUGGAAGAGGACCAAGAGAAGUGCUGCAGGAAAUUCACACCCGUGUCCACCAACAGCGGCCUCUGCUUCAGUCGGGUCGCCGGAGCCUCUGACAGACAGGCCAUCGUAGGCGAGUACAUGGGACUGGUUUUCUAUAUGAAGCUCCGCAAAGACGACAUACCUGUUGUGACGCCCAGCAUUUUGCAAGUUUCUCGUCUGGUGAAGUCCGGCAUACAGGUCACUGUCACCAGCAACCUGACCUACCUGGGCAUGGUAGUGACCGGUCAGGGCACCAUCCUCACCCCGGGCUCUCUCACCUCCAUCCAGAUCUCUCUCACCAAGAUCAACUCGCAAGGAUUGAAGACACUUCUGGAUAUAAAGGAGCCCGAGUGUGUGCCUUCCUACCACCUCGACUACCACAAGGACAGAUCUUCCUUCCUUGCCACCACCAUCAACUGCUUCGACGGCGCCCUCACUAGAUGCUUCAGGAGGGUGUGUGGCUGCAGGUUUUAUAGCGAGGACCAAGGGGAAGGAUUAAUGGAGAAGAUGUGUACCCCACAAGAGGUGAUUAAGUGCUACAAUCAACUCAUAGCUCAGGUGGGGAAGCUCUCUCAGGUACCGACCUUCAGUAACCUGGACGUGAGCGAUGACCAAGAUAAGUUGACCAAGGCUAAUCGGUGUUUGUCUGCAGGCGAGUUUUCGUAUCGUAAGUGUAAGCCCGUGUGUGACGAGCUAUCAUACAGUUACACCGCCUCGACUAACCCUAUCCGUGCUACCCUUCUGGACGAGCUGAAUAACAACUUCUUGGUGGAUAAUGAGAGCACAUUGUCGGCCGUGACUGUGUACUACCCUCACCUGGCCUACACCUGCGUUAAGUUCUGGCGAGAGGACAUCGGUCAGCUCAUUGGUGACCUCGGAGGCUACAUGGGACUAUUCCUGGGCUGUAGCAUCAUUAGCGUCCUGGAGUUCGUCACUUUCCUGGUGGCAUUGGUGUGCCUCAUGUGCUGGCGGCUGUACCUACGCUUUAUCAUCAGUAAAGAGUUUUGGUGCCGUGAUUAUGGGUCAAAAGUGAAGGAUUAA
Homarus americanus (American lobster) is the source of this 1806-nucleotide messenger RNA. RefSeq lists its product as uncharacterized. Gene Ontology annotation, molecular function: ligand-gated sodium channel activity. Lineage: Eukaryota; Metazoa; Arthropoda; Malacostraca; Decapoda; Nephropidae. Gene Ontology annotation, cellular component: membrane. The transcript is spliced from 13 exons. The coding region runs from base 1 to 1806 and encodes 601 amino acids. The record is from RefSeq and is a predicted model, not a curated record. Gene Ontology annotation, biological process: sodium ion transmembrane transport.